GCGCGCUGAGAGUAGCAACUUGUCACCAGUACCGAUUGCACCCAGUGCAAUGUUGCCGCCUGUGCUACGUUCGGACCAAGACUCGAGUAGUAGUUUGAACGCGGAUGAGCCUGUUGACGAAACUGACCGUAUUCGAUUUGGGUUCCGUAUUUCAGGUUCGAAUGCAGUCAAGGUCCACAAGGUUAGGACUUGCCGCGUACUAGAGGGUAAGACUCUGUCUAAGGUCAUGGUGUACGAAUCGACGGCAUUGUGCCAACUUUGCAACUAG
Messenger RNA from Sphaeroforma arctica JP610, 268 nucleotides. RefSeq lists its product as hypothetical. Lineage: Eukaryota; Ichthyosporea; Ichthyophonida. The transcript has a single exon. The record is from RefSeq and is a predicted model, not a curated record. The annotation marks the transcript as partial.